Cuscuta europaea is the source of this 8915-nucleotide messenger RNA. NCBI's taxonomy places the organism in Eukaryota, Viridiplantae, Streptophyta, Magnoliopsida, Solanales, Convolvulaceae. The record is from the annotation of a GenBank genome assembly.
AUUAAGGACGGAAGAAAACAAGAGUAGAGGAAAAGAGCCGCAAGAGAAGAAAUAAGAAGAGGAGAAAGCGUAGGAGAUGAGAAGGAAGAGAAAAAGAAGAAGAGAUCUACUGCAGCGCCGGCGAAAAUCUUACGGAUCUCUUCUUCUUUUUCUCUUCCUCAAUGUCAAUCAUCUCUAUACCGUCGGUUCAGACGUGUUGUCACCGCUGCAAUAACCGCCGGCAUCGUGCGACCGCGCCGCCUCAUCCCAAGUUUCCGCGAGCUGCUCUGUUGUCCUGUAAAUUGCUCCCCCAGUCCCCUGUCGUAUGGUUGUGUUUGUUGACUAGAAAAUGCAGAGGUAUCCCCGUCUCCAUGGUGAACGUGAAGGGCCUCGCUCGCCUGAAGAAACAGGACACGAAGGGGUCGGGACAAGGCAACCAGAAGCCCGCCACUGCCCUCUUCAAGAAAGCCGAGGGCGAUGCCGCUGCCAGCAAGAGGAAGGCGGCGACCAAGGGGUCCCCCCGGCUAUCAAAAAGCCGAAGAAGGGGGACAUCACUGAUAAGGAGCCCCCGGUCAUCAUUGCUGAUGAGCACCCCGCCUCCGGGGUGCAUGUGGAGAAGCCGUCGGGUGGAACGCCGGCGGGGGCAGAGGAGUUGCUGCCUGAGGUCCUCCAAGUUUCGUUUCCGAGGGGUACCUCCCUGGCCAGCGGCGCUGUCGACCCGGGGGCCAUCUUGAGGGGCAUAACCCCUGAGACGGAUAGAGCUUCCCUCGGGGCUUAUAAUGAUGCGGCCCUCGAGGACCACAUUCUCCGCUCCUCCCUCUCUGCUUGUCUAGCCCUCGGCGAACAGGCCCGGAGGCUUCAAGAAUGGCGCCUUCACAAAGCGGAGCAGGACGUCAAAAUGAGGGAAUGCAUCCUCAAGAACAAAGAGGCGGUGAAGCUGGGGGCCAGGCUAGAAGAGGAGCUUCGGCAGAUGAACCUAAGAUUGGAGGCUGCAGAAAAGGGCAAGGCUGAUGCUGAGGCCGCUGUUGAGGAGGCCAGGAGAGCUGCCAAAGAGGCCGAGGAUUCCAAAGCGUCAACCGUCGCCAAGGCUCAAGAGGAGGCCGUUGACACCUUCGUCGCCGAGGGUUGGAGAGCCGAGGGGCGCAAGAUGUGGGUGUCCUCGGUCGUGGAGGCAUGCGUCUAUGAAUGGGCCGAGGGCCCUGGGUGGGAAUGGAUGGCCCGGAAGGGCAGAGAAUAUUAUGAGGCCGGCGAAUUCUUCACCCAGGCCCUCAUCUAUCGGAGGAUGGCCCGGCACUUGGGCAUUGAGCCAAAGGACUUCGCCCCCUCGGCAUAUGGCCUCCCUCCCCUGCAGCCUGAUGUCCGUGAAUCCCUUCCCGAAGGUGCACAACGGCCCGACCUUGAGGACACAGAGCUGAAGAAAGAGGCCGAGGACGACGCUGUUGAGGCUGGAGCGGAGGUAUCGUCGAGGCCGGCUGCAGAGGACGCCCCGGGAAAUGACGCUGUUGAAAUUGUUGAGUGAUUUUAUACUUAGGAAUGUCUGAACAUAUUUUGUAAUGAACAACAUUGAUCCUUCGGCUUCGGCCUGUUUGUAAUUUUACACUCACUUCUGUUUUUGAUGAAUGCAUGCUGCCUCCGGGCUCUUCACAUUUGAAUGCGCCCUAUGUUUUGAAUGUAUGCCUUCUCCUUUUUGAGUGUAUGUCUUCUCCUUUUUGAAUGUAUGCCUAGGACUUAGAAUAUUUUCUGAUUGUAGCUUGCCUUUGGAAGCCUUCGGUUGGUAGCCUCCUCCUUGGUGUGUGAAUAUUGGACCGAGGGCCCAAUGUACAGGACUUAGAAAAUUUUUGCAAGUGUAGUAUGUCAUGCAGCCUUCGGUUGCUGUGGAGCCCCAACUGAAAUGUUGAUUAGGCCUGGGGCCAAUUCGUUAGGACUUAGAAAAUUUUCCUCAGUGUUGAUUCCUUGUGUACCGCAGCCUUCGAUUGAUAGGUAGCCUUCGGCUACUAGGUCCCUUGGGAUGAGGGUGAAAUAUGUAGGACUUAGAAAGAUUUCUAAGUGCAGAUUUUCCCUUGGGAGCCUUCGGGAGAUGGCAUCCCUUCUUGAUGUAUGAGUAGUUGACCGGGGGGGGGGGAAUAUGUAGACUCAGAAAAAUUUUCUAAGUGUAGAUUUUCCCUUGGGAGCCUUCGGGAGAUGGCGUCCUUUUUUUAUGUAUGAGUAGUUGACCGGGGGAAAAAUAUGUGGAACUCGGAAAAUCUUCUAAGUGUAGAUUUUCCCUCGGGAGCCUUCGGGAGAUGGCAUCCCUUCUUGAUGCAUAGCCUUCGACUGUCAUAUUCAUUUAGCUGUAAUAUUGAUUGGGCCGGGGGGCCCUCUUUAGGACUUAGAAUUUUUUCAAGUGCUGCUUCCUUGUGUAGCCUUCGGGUGAUAGGUGCCCUCUGACUCUACAUUACUUUGCGAGAUGCCUGGGGGCUACUCAUUUAGGACUUAGAAUAUUUUCUAAGCGUAAAGUGAUAUCGAGCUUCCGGAUGCAGAGCCCUCCAGGUAUGUGAAUAGGACCCUUCGGGUAAUCGUGGGGCCCUUUGAGUUGUGUGGAUAUUUGAUCGAGGGCCAAAUAUGUGGAACUUAGCAAAAUUUCACGGCCUUCGGUUGUCUGGUGACAUAUUAACCUCCGGUUGCUAUCAUUUUUCAAAAGUGUGGACUUAGGAAAAGUGUGGAACCCUGUUGUUAUGAAGAAAGCCAAUGAGGAGUGUGUGCCCUCGGCACAUACUUGAAAAGUUGUAGAGUUUUGACUUAGCCAGUUGUGUCCCUUGUCAUGAGGUAGGGUGCCCUCGGUAUUUGUUUGAAUUACCGUUUAGUAGACUUUGGAUAGUCCAGUCCCUUCACAUUGUUGAAGCCUUCUUGAUGAUAUUUGUUUGAGUAGUAUCCUUCGGGAAAUAGGAGCCUUCAAUUACCGGAGGUGUUCCCGUGGGGAGCCCUCGGCAUGUUGUGAUCUGUUGGAGUGUACUCUUUGAUUUCUCGCUGAGUCUACUCCCCUUCACCCCCUCUUUUUUUUCUUUUUUUUUUGGUUGGUGGUGAAGGGAAGGCAUCAAGAAACUUGGUUUCUUGGUAAGGCUGGGCCUAUUAGGAGACCAUCAGAAUACACCAAUGGCUCUCCUCCCUCGGGUUAACCUUCCGAGUUCCGAGGGGAUCGAGGGUCGUUUCUUGGGCACAAGAUAUGGUGGUCCGUAACCUGCCUCCCCUUGGGGGAUGGCGCGGAAAGCGCCUCAUUUUUGAAAGUCGUCCCCUCGGCGUUAGACAUAGUCUGUGGCCUGCCACACCCUUGGGGUGGUGGCGCGGGGAGCGUUUCGGUUUGGAAGUCGAAUCCUGGGCAUUUCUCGUGCCUGUCAUACCCUUGGGGUGAUGACGCGGAUAGCGUUCCGUUUUUGAAAGUCGAAUCCUGGGCAUUUCUCAUGCCUGUCAUUCCCUGGGGGUAGUGACGCGGAAAGCGUUUCAAGGAAGGGUUUUCAUUUGCACACUAGUUGCAAAUGGCCGGGGGCACUAAGUGCCGCCGGCACCGAUGGUGGCGCCUUCGGUAUAUGCGUCCUUGUGGGGUACGGCUUUUAGAAACAACACUUGGUGUUAGUUUCGAUGUGUAGCCCCCGGUACUUGGUACCGGGGGGUCUUCUGUAGGAACACUUGGUGUCCUGAUUGGAGUGUUUGGUGCCGGAGGGGCCCUCGGAGGAAACACUUGGUGUUUCCCAACAGAAGUUUGGAAGUUGAUAGGAGAGCAUAUCCCUGGCUUUGGGUGCCGAGGGGUCUUCUGUGAAACAUUUGGUGUUUUUCCUCGUUUUGAUGUUGAUGAUGGAGGUGUACCCUCGGCACUGUGUGCCGAAGGGUCUUCUGUAGGAACACUUGGUGUUCUCAUCUUUUUUUUUUUUUGAUGUUGAAAGUGGGGAUGUACCCUCGGCACUGGGUGCCGAAGGGAAAUAAAACACAUGGCGUUCCCUGCCGUUGGUGACGGGAGUCCCCACCCUCGGCACUUGGUACCGAGGGGGCUUGUUUCGAAAACACGUGGUGUUCUCCUGUUGUUGUAGGUGUUGAUGGUGUCCGCCCUCGGUAUUUGGUGCCGGAGGGGGUUUUUCUCGUGGUGAGGCCUGGGGCCUGUAGUCAGUAUGAGGGCGUGGUGUCUUGAAUGUGUCUUCAUUCCUAAAAAGUGGAGGCCUUGGUCCAUAGGAUAGUACAUUCAUUAGUUAUGAGGGCUUGGCCGCUCUUACAUUAUUGGUAAAAUUUAACUAAAUGGUGUACAUUCCAGUGCCUAGGGACCUCUUUCCCGUUGGGGCGUUUGAGCUUGUAAGUCCCAGGUUUGAUGAUGGCUGCUAUGAUGUAGGGGCCUUCGAAUUUUGGUGCCAUUUUUCCUCCCUCGGUUGGUUGGCUGGCUUCCCUCCUCCGGAGGACAUAGUCCCCCACUUGGAAUUCUCUGGUGCGAACUUAGGCGUUGAUGUAGCUUUUGACUUGCCUUCGGUAAUUUUCUGCCCGGAUGAAGGCCUGCUCCCGGCGUUCUGAAAUGAGGUGGAGGUCGAGGGCCAUGUUGUUGUCGUUGACCUCGGGGUCAUAUUGGAUCACCCUUCGAGUGGGAAGGGUGACUUCCGUAGGAGCUUUGGCUUCAAAACCGUAGCAGAGGGAGAAGGGUGUUUCACCUGUUGCUCGCCGAGGGGUGGUGCGGUAGGCCCACAGGAUGUUGUGGAGUUCUUCCACCCAACCACCGCCCUCGGCCUCCAGCUUCUUUUUGAGGCCCUCGAGCAAGGUCCGGUUGGCAUUCUCUACUUGCCCGUUGCCUUGAGGGUAGGCAACGAAGGAGAAGGUGUGUUUGAUGCCCCAUGCCUCCAGAAGGGCACAGAAGGGGGCUGCCUCAAACUGUGUUCCGUUGUCGGAGAUGAUCUGCUGGGGGACGCCAAACCUUGUGAGGAUGUUCUUGAGGACGAAGUGACGGCACUUCGCCUCUGUGAUACUGGCGAGGGGCUCAGCCUCCACCCACUUGGUAAAGUAGUCGAUGGCCACAAUGAUGUACCUGUUGUUGGAGGUACCCCUCGGCAGAGGGCCCACUAGGUCUAUCCCCCAUCGAGAAAAAGGGACAGAUGUGCUGAUGGGGGCAUAGUUGACCGCUGGCCUGCCGGGGGCUUUCUGGAAAUGUUGACAUGCGGUGCACCUCCGGGCAAGGUCAGCACAAUCUCUGGCUAUGGUUGGCCAGAAGUAGCCCUGGAGAAUGAGCCUUCGGGACAUGGAGAAGGGUCCCUGGUGAGCUGAGCAAGUGCCACUGUUCACUUCCUCCAUUGCGACCUCGGCCUCAUCUUGAUGAAGGCAUCGAAGUAGCGUGCCAUUGUAAGAUCGUUUGUAGAGCCUUCCAUCCUCGAUGGUGUAGCUAGGAGCCCUCAGCUUCGCCAGUUUAGCGCGGGUCUCGUUCUCGGGUAGCUGCCCUGUGGAAAUGAAGGUGGUGAUAUCUGAGAUCCAAUCCUCUUGGCGUUGUUGUGUCCAUCACGGGGCUUGCAUGGAUACUUGAGAGGCUGAGUUCCUCAAUUUUGGCAAUUUUGGAGAUGUGCUCGGGGGAGUCGGCCGAGAGUUUAGAUAAUAUGUCAGCCUCGGAGUUCUGAGCCCUCGGUAUUUGAGUGAGAGAGUGUGCCUCAAAUACCUUAAGCAACUCCUUGGCCGCUUCCUUGUACUGUUUCAUUCUUCCCUCCUUGGCCUCAUAUUCUUCGGAGAUUUGGCCAACGACCAACUUGGAGUCGCAUUUGAUGUGGAUCUGCCGAGCCCUCAUGUUGGCAGCCAGCCGAAGGCCACAUAGGAGGGCCUCAUAUUCGGCCUCAUUGUUGGAGACUUUGAAGGAGAAGCGGAUUGCAUAGUAGGCUCUGAAGCCCUCGGGAGUAAUGAGGACUGCCCCUCCCCCGCAUGCUUUGGUCGCGGAGGAGCCGUCAGUGUAAAGGGUCCACCAAUCAUCCGAGGCAGCCGAGGGCUCCCUGUCCGUGGCUGUCCUUGCGGUACAUUCCGUCACAAAGUCCGCUAGGGCUUGGCCCUUGAUGGCAGGCCUUGGACGGAUGUCAAUGUUGUACUGGCUCAAGAAGAUAGCCCAUUUCACCAUGCGGGAGGAGCUGGUGGGGCUCCUCAUGAGGGCGCCGAGGGGUUGAUGAGUGAGGACCUAAACCGGGUGAGCCUGAAAGUAGUGGCCCAACUUCUUGACGGUCCAAACAAUGGCCAACACCGUUUUCUCCACAGGGGAGUACCUGAGUUCGGCCUCCCUUAGAGUCUUGCUAACGUAGAAGAUGGCAUGUUGGAUGCCGUCUUCCUCCCGGGUGAGCACAGAGCUGAUGGCCGCCGGGCUGACCCCAAGGUAGAGAUAGAGGGUUUCCCCUACCUUUGGUUUGGAUAGCACAGGGGGCGAAGAUAGAUACCGUUUGAGCUCGUCGAAAGCCCCCUGGCAUUCUGGAGUCCAUAGAAAGCCAGCCGUCUUCCUCAUGAUCUGGAAGAAGGGUAGAGACUUCUCCGCUGAUUUAGAUAGAAAGCGGUUGAGGGCUGUCAGGCGGCCCGUCAACCGUUGAUCUUCCUUCACGUUGCGUGGGGGUUCCAUGUCGAUGAUGGCUUGGAUCUUUUCGGGAUUGGCCUCAAUACCCCUUCGGCUCACCAUGUAGCCCAAGAAUUUGCCUCCUUGGACGCCGAAGGUGCACUUCUUCGGGUUUAGCCGAAGGUUGAAUUUUUGCAUGAUGGCGAAGAUUUCCCGGAGGUUGUCAGCAUGGCUGGAAGAUUGUUUGCUCUUGACGAUCAUGUCGUCAACAUAGGCCUCCAUGGUGCGCCCUAGGACGGCUUGAAAGACCCGGGCCACCAUCCGGGUGUAGGUGGCCCCUGAGUUCUUUAGGCCGAAGGCCAUGACUAGGUAGCAGAAGAUGCCCUCGGGAGUCAUGAAGGCAGUUUUUUCGGCGUCUUCCUCGUGCAUGAAAAUUUGGUGAUACCCUCGGAAGGCAUCGAGGAAGGACAUGAUCUCACACCCUGCGGUCUCGUCCACCAGUUGAUCAAUAUUUGGUAGAGGGAACGGAUCCAUAGGGCAUGCUUUGUUGAGAUCGGUGUUGUCCACGCACAUGCGGAAGGUAGGGGGCUUCUGUGCGAGGACCACAUUCGCACAUCGGUUCUCGAUGGCCGUCUUUAGCUGAUGGCAGUCAUCGGUUCUGUGCCCCUGGUGCCGAUGGAAACGACAGUAGGGGAACUGAGGGUUGAUAGCAUGUACCUCCGGGGGUGCGCGAGAAUCGCGCUCAACGAGGCCCCUCUCCUCGGCAAAAUCAAGGAUGAUGCUAACGGGGUGCGUCAAUGGUGUCCGAGAGCGGUCCAGGAGAAUGGGUUGUGCCCAAGUCUUAGGGCUGCUCUUAUAACCUCCCCCGGGUUUGGCUUGGCCUUGCCGAGGGUGGUCAUCAGAGGGUCCUGAGGCCUUGGGAUGGUUAGGAGGAGCCCCCGGCCCUCGGUUAUGUUUAUUGUCAGCCCUCGGGGGUUGCUGAUCCUGAUGCUGGUGAUAUUUCUCCACAUCCUCGGCCUCGGCAUAUCGGUCCCCCCGCUGUAAAGCCCUUAUGUAGUCGCGGGGGGGUUCAAUGAUGAGGCUCCUUGAAAAGUUGCCGGUGCGGAGGACGGUUUGUAGGAGGGCCAGGAGGGUCCCGUCAUCAGCACCGUCGACCUUGUCGGCCUCCGUCCUCCAGCGCUCCAGAAAGUCCCGAAGGGUCUCAUCCCUCUUCUGGCGUAUGGUCAGGAGGUGGGAGAAGUGCUUCCUUGUGCGACGCCUUCCGGCAAAUUGUGUCAAGAAUCGCUGGGCGAGUUCUUGCCACGAAUCAAUGCAGCCCUCGGGCAGCCUGUUGAACCAUUCGUAUGCCGGCCCCUCUAAGGUGGAGAGGAACCAACGACACAAAUAUUCGUCUGACGCCCCUACCAUCAUCAUGAUGUUCUGGUAUUUGCUGUAGUGUUCCUGGGGGUCCGUUUUCCCGUUGUACGGCUGUAUGUGUUGCCCUCGGUACUUUUCCGGGAUCCGGGCCGCCAAUACCCUUGGGGUAAAUGGCGUCUGAGUCCGGAGCUGGAUGACGGGUUCCCCGGAGCCCUCGGCCACCUUCUUCUGUAAUUCCUCCAUUUUGGCCAUCAUGGCCUCGUAUUUGAGGUCUGAAUGAGGGGUGGAGGUGGUGGCGUGAGCUUUGUUGGACUCCAUUUCGUCAAGUCGGCGUUGGAGGGCCGCAAUAAUUUCGUCCCGGGGAUCCUUCGGGAGGGUCUCCGCCCCCUGAGAAAGAACCCGGGCCAGUGGGCCUGGUUGAUUUGGUGGCGAGCAUCAUUGGCAUGAAGGGGUGCCUUACCUUUGUCCCGAGGGGGACGCUCCUCGUCUGCCCUCGAGACAGACCCUCCACUUUCCUGGGGCCUUUGGAGUGCCUUUCCUCCAAAGCGGUCUUGGACCCCUCGGCGGUCUGGCCGUCCUCCGAGCCGGUUGAGGGCGGAAGUGCGGGGCCUCUCCCUGUUGUCAUUAUGGCAGUCUCGGGACUGUACUUCCUGGGAGGACGUAUCCUGGGCCACUACCCCUUCGUCGUUCCUCACCCGAGGGAUGGGAUUUCCGAAGGGAUGUGGCGGAGGGGGAAGUAUGAUGUUUUCCCCAACCUGGGGGUGAGCCGGAGCCAGGGUGCCGAAGGCACCCGGGUUCUGAGUGAGCGUUUGGAUGAAGGCGGAGAGCGCCGAUUGCACGUCGAUGGUGAGAACCGGAGGGCUGACUUGGUCAUCGCUCCGGUUUUUCUUCUUGGCCUCGAUGGCGAGGCGGGCAUCGGGGGCAUUUUGUUGGAUCUGAAGGCGCAGGUCGACAGCCGCCUGUUCCAGCCCAGCGAUGACACCGCCCUCGGGAGCCCUGUGAGAGGCUUCGGGGGCGUUGACGUCGCCGAGGGCCAGGUUCUUGUCCUCCACGUUUUUUG